Molecule: messenger RNA, 262 nt
Organism: Drosophila mauritiana
Lineage: Eukaryota; Metazoa; Arthropoda; Insecta; Diptera; Drosophilidae
Exons: 1
Coding region: 78-224 (48 amino acids)
Source: RefSeq, a predicted model, not a curated record
CUAGUGCUUAGUGCGAUAUAACACAGUGAACGUGUUUACUUGAGCUUCCUUUCAACACCAUCAAAUCCAACUUUAAAAUGCUGAUCAGCCGAUUUUCCUGUUUGAAGCUCAUGCUUUUGAUGGUUGGACUGGGCAUGGCAUCCUCGUAUGAAAUUAUCAGACAAUGUCCUGUACAUUUCGUCUUCAAAGAUAACUAUUGCCAGUAUGAGCCCGUGCGGGGUUAAGAAUUGAUAACAACAAAUAAAUAAUUUCUGAACAUUAA